AUGCGGUACUUCGAGUUCUGGACUUCGGACAUAUGGCCUGCGAUCAAGGACGACUACGAGCGUCUGCUGUUGGAACGGCCAGCCAAACAAGAGGAAGCCACGGGGACACACUACGGCAAGAAGGUGUUCGAAUGUUUGGCCACCAAAGGAGAGGUCCGCAACGUGUCUUGCAACCUGUGCUGGACAAACCCAUCUGCAAAUUCAGCUCUGCAGCAGGACAUAGCCUUGGAGCUGGUGGAGAACUUCGCCGCAGAUAUGUACCUCGUCGCGACCGCGCACGACGCCUCGCAGAGCACCUCUGCUGGGGCUGGUGGUAUUGGCAACGACGCCACUGAGGGCGCGGCGGCGAUUGCCUCUGCGGCGACGGUGCGCGAUAUGGCCCUGAAAGACCAACGGACUUGGAAAGUGCCCGCCCGAGAGCUGAUCAUGGAAGCCUCGCUGAACUUCCCGUUGGAAACAGAGCGGCUGCGGGACCAUUUCGGCAUGGACGGUAAAAAUCUAAUGAUGGUAUGUGCCAAAGUGAGGGAGUUACUGCAAGACAAGAAAAUCGGCAAAUCUUUACCUUCCGCAGAAGAGGUGCAUCAAUGGAUGACGUCCGGGGGGCGCGUCAACUGGGGAAUGUUCCGUGUCCCGAGCGUGAAGGUUGUGAGCACUUUGCUGAAAUGCGCCGAGGUCCUCUCCAAGAACUCCGAGGCCUGCUGUAUCGUCGACAGAGCCCGGGCGCACUUCGGUCGCGAUAAUCUUUUCGACUGGCCCACGAAGAUUCUCACGCUGGUGCGUCAGUGCGACACGCACUCCGGCCUCGCCUUCGCGUGCAGGUGGCUGUUCGCGCAUAUGCUGCGGACCAAGCAGAAGAACCCGUUCUCGGACUCUCAACUUGAUGGCAAAGGCGGGAUUGUGGCGCAGUGCCUGUGGAUCGGACGUUACGCGGUCCACCUGCAGAAGACUUUCCCCGACGCGCUCCGGAAGCCCAUUGAUGAUCUUGCCCCGACUGAGGCAGCUGACGGUACAGCGGCUGUUGCAGCUGCUGGUGCGCGGCCGCCGCCGUCGGCCUGGGACACGGCGCGCGCGUGCCUCGGCGACCCGAUGGCAAUGCACGAGCUCCUGGAGGGCCCGAACAGGCGGAGGACGUGGUUGCAGGCGCUGCCGCGCGAGACCACGCGAAUGCUCAUGUCGCACGCGCUGGACGUGUUUUCCGGCCUGUACGCCCCCGAAAUCAAAGGCGCAUUGUCCGCGAUCACUGCGGGUAAGUACACGGCGGAGAAGUUCUGGGAGGCCGACCGCGUCAAGAAGCGGUUCCACGCUGAAUUCAUCGUAGCCUACAAAAAGGCAGCGCCGAAGACAGUCUCCAGCGAUAUGGCGGACCCCGAGGCGCCCCCGUCGGCGACCUCGGCUGGGUCAGCUGAGGCAGCGGUGAAGCACGCCGAAGGCACUGCCCCUGACGCGCAGGCGGCUUUCAAGGCGCAGAUCGAGGCGCAUUGCCAGCGGGAGAUGGAGGCGCGGAUGGUCAUUCUGACGUCGGACGGGCGCCACGACGAGCUGUGUGCCAGCGUGGUCUCCACGGAAUUGCACGCGAACCUGGAGAGCGGCGACGGCCGGUUCGUGGCCGUGUACGAUCCCAAAAACGCCAAGUUGUGCAACAUUUUCGAGGGCGAGUGCCUAACCCAGCGAGAACCACCAGUUGACGAGGGCGAUUUUAAACGGUUCUGCGACGUGACUGACAAUGUGAUGAAGCGGAAUCAGGAUAUAUGCUGGGUGUUCGGUGGCAGGGUGGACACGAACGAGGCGAAGAUCAAGAAGGUAUUCAAGGAGAAAGGGUGGAAGGUGAAAGAGUUUAUCCUCGUCUACGAAAGCAGGCUGAUGGAGCGAUACUAUUGGACAGUUUGCCGUGGCGUCGCUAAUUCGAAGACCACGGAGAAGUUGUUCCUUUGCUGGAAGGGGAAGAUGCCCCCGAAGAUCCCGCAGGAGCGGUGGUACGUGGACCGCGGUUCGCGCAUGUACGUCGAGGUCAUGAGCAAGGUGCCCGUCUGCGCCCCAAAAGAUCUUACUUUCGUCAGUAAGGACGUCCGCGAUGUCAGCCUGAGGUCAAUGAUGGCGCCGCCCGACGAGUCUGCGUCCGCGGCUGACGCGGCUGCGGAUGGGGCGCUCGGGGAGCGCAACGCAGAGGGGCCGACCCAGAAGAAGAUCGCCAUUCACGCGAGGAAGCGGCGUCUCUACAGGCACCUGACUGGCACCGAGGAGGUUUGGUUCCCGUUCGAUUUCCACGGCGCCGUCAUCAAGGAGCUCAUCUGGGAAGCUGGCGGUUCUGACGCGGUGAAGUGGGUAUUGUUCGGCACCCCGGCGUCGGGCAAUGGAGUGCUCGGCGCCCUGGAAAUGGGGUGCAGCGUCAUUGCGCUGACGGCGGACGAACACCAUAAGACGCAUUUCCUGAAGACGACGCGGGAGAAAGCCGUGGAGAGCGCUCUGACGGGCCAGGCGUCGGCGUUCUGCAACCGCGCCUUGUACUUGCAGGCCCAGGCGCUGCGAAUCGUGAAGGACGGUCGGGACGGAGCCGAAGACGAGGGGAAAGAUAAGGGCGCG
Prorocentrum cordatum is the source of this 2580-nucleotide messenger RNA. The record is from the annotation of a GenBank genome assembly. NCBI's taxonomy places the organism in Eukaryota, Dinophyceae, Prorocentrales, Prorocentraceae.